Messenger RNA from Lemur catta (Ring-tailed lemur), 1218 nucleotides. RefSeq names its product selenoprotein S (gene SELENOS). The transcript is spliced from 6 exons. Gene Ontology annotation, biological process: retrograde protein transport, ER to cytosol; endoplasmic reticulum unfolded protein response. The coding region runs from base 88 to 648 and encodes 186 amino acids. Gene Ontology annotation, cellular component: Derlin-1 retrotranslocation complex; Derlin-1-VIMP complex; endoplasmic reticulum membrane. The record is from RefSeq and is a predicted model, not a curated record. NCBI's taxonomy places the organism in Eukaryota, Metazoa, Chordata, Mammalia, Primates, Lemuridae.
GGCGCCCGGGCGCGCCACGUGUACGUAAGGGCAGACAGGAAGCGUCCGGCUAGACGUGACGCGGCUGGGCCGGCGACGGCUGCAGCCAUGGAGCUGGACGGAGAGCCCUUGUCCGCGCGGCCGGCGUUGGAGACCGAGGGGCUGCGUUUCCUGCACGUCACGGUGGGCUCCCUGCUGGCCACCUAUGGCUGGUACAUCGUCUUCAGCUGCAUCCUUCUCUACGUGGUCUUUCAGAAGCUUUCCACCCGGCUGAGAGCCUUGAGGCAGAGGCAGCUGGACAGAGCCGCAGCUGCUGUGGAACCUGAUGUUGUUGUUAAACGACAAGAGGCUUUAGCAGCUGCUCGUUUGAAAAUGCAAGAAGAACUAAAUGCGCAAGUUGAAAAGCAUAAGGAAAAGCUAAGACAGCUUGAAGAAGAAAAAAGGAGACAGAAGAUUGAAAUGUGGGACAGCAUGCAAGAAGGAAAAAGUUACAAAGGAAAUGCAAAGAAGCCUCAGGAAGAAGACAAUUCUGGGACUUCUUCUGUCAUCCCCAAACGGAAAUCUGACAGAAAGCCUUUGAGGGGAGGUGGUUAUAACCCUCUGUCUGGUGAAGGAGGUGGAACCUGCUCCUGGAGACCUGGACGCAGAGGCCCGUCUUCGGGCGGAUGAAGCUAAGAAUCUUGUUAGUGUCACUUGUGACAUUAACGAGACAAAUCCUUAACCCUCGAUUCAAUUGCCUUACGCACGCUUUUCACAGUGACUAGCCAAGGGGAAGGGGGUUUAUUUCUGUUCUUUACAGUCAGCAUAUGGUAUAGACGUUGCCACUAGGCAUAGGUCAUUGGUCACACUCCACUUAAAGACAGUGACUACAUCUGUUGAUUUCAUGGUUAAUUGCUAGUUAGUAAGUAAAGGCCUCUAAAUGAUCAGUAGUCUUGAUAAAGAGGCCUCGUAAUGAUCUUUAAAGUUAAAGUCCUUGCUGCUAGGACAGUCUCUGUGACAGGUUGCGUUGAAUGAUGUCUUCCUUAUAAAUGGUGAGCCCACCAGUAAGGAUUACUGAUGCAGACAGUUGAUGGGGUUUGUUUCUGUAUAUUUAUUUUUAUGUACAGAACUUUGUAAAAAACUGUAAAUAUUAAAAAAUUUGCAAAUAACAUUUUUAGCAUCUUUAUCAAAUUCAAGGAAAUUUCUUUAUGAACUUGAAUUUGUCUAUCAAACAUUAAACAGCUUUUUAUUAUUCACAAC